Molecule: messenger RNA, 2799 nt
Organism: Ylistrum balloti
Lineage: Eukaryota; Metazoa; Mollusca; Bivalvia; Pectinida; Pectinidae
Product: outer dynein arm-docking complex subunit 4-like
Exons: 11
Coding region: 1-2799 (932 amino acids)
Cellular component (GO): cytoplasm
Molecular function (GO): protein binding
Source: RefSeq, a predicted model, not a curated record
AUGACAGUAACUCUUCUUGGAAACAGGGUUUCAUCGCCCAAACAUACCAAUAUUCCUCGGAAUAUACGAAAGCUACAGCACAAUUUCAAUGAUGCCCAUGCACCUCGAUCUGGAAGAUUACUUCCGGUUCCACCAGGUAAACCGCCGGAAGCAAACGCUGGUGCCCGCCACACACGGGCCUUGCCCCGAGUUCCCAGACCAAUGGGGACAUCCGUUAAUUCUAUUUCAGUGAACAUCCUUAGUAGUACCGAUACUAUCGCUCAUCAGGGUCGUGACGUAAAUCCUGCUGCAGUACCCACAAUUCCUAGACAUCCACGCCAGCUUCCGAAACUGCCAGCCGCAGGCGGCAAGAUGCAGGAACGGAAGCAGUACAUGCUAGAGGUGUACCGUAACGAGGCUGAUAAAUUCAUGGCAGACACAGAAUACGAGAAAGCAAUGGAUUCCUACAGUUCAGCGCUGAAACUUGUUCCGGACAACAAAGACACCCUUGUCGCCAGAUCACGCUGCAAUCAGCUACUCGGACGGAGCAGAAAGGCGAUGUUAGACGUGGAUUCUGCCUUGGCUUUGGAUCCACUCUGUCACGAGGCACUUUUUCAAAAGGCUGAAUUGUUAUUCCUUGAGCGGAACUACGAAUCGGCAGUUGUGUACUACGGUAAAGUAUGUAGACAGAAACCAGACGUACGAAAGUUCCAGGAAGGGCUGAAUAAGGCAACCGAAGCUCUCAACAGUAUCACUUCCGGUCGCCGAAGGAAGAUGACACAAGCAGGGGAUUUGACAAUGCUGGUCAACAACUCGAAGAAUCGCAAGGAUUCGAUCAGAAGACGGGAAAGAAAUAAUAUUGCAAAGCUAUCUCCAAUUGCUAACUCUGUCGAAAGGGACGCACCAACACCAACAUUUCCUCAGAGACAACAAAAUCCAUUGGUCCGCAUCGAACAGGGACGAAACUCUAAUGAGCAUCCAAACCACACCUCUUCUACGUCAGCUGAAGUCCCAGACCAGGACGUUACAGAAAAACGAAUAAAACAAGUAUUGGGGAAAAUGUACAGCGACAAAAAGUACCUGGAGAAACUUAUUGAACAGACAGGUUAUGUUUGCAUUGCAGAUGUGCCACGAGGCAGCGUAGACCUCACCAACAUGGCGGAGACCGGCUUAAAUUUUCUGUACGAUCGUGUGCUAUACUGGGUACGGCAAGGACGAAUUAUUCCUCCUGAAGCCCCAACAACUCGACCUUCCACGUAUAAGUCCCAGAGCAAUUCAAGCACCGUGAAGGAGAAAUCGGCAAAGACAUACAAGGAAAGUAAAGGAAAUAAAGAAAAAGACCCUAUGCCACCAGGAUCUUGGUUUAGGUAUCUUGACAAGAAAAAAGCUGCUGAGGCUAAUACUCGGAAAGCCAAUCCUCCACAGUUCCUUCAUAUCCUUGAAGGGCAGAAAGUUCAUUUGAGGGACACUGUAGAUCCACAGCGUUCACAGCGACCCGUCAUCCGUCGACCUAAACAGGAAAACACUCUGAAACGCAAGAAAAUACGAAAUAAUACACUCAAGGAUAACCUUAGUCAACAUCACACGUCAUCCGACUCCGACUCUGGACUCAACAUUAGUUUUAGCACUUACAAGGGCCAUAGCGAUCUCGACCUUAAGUCAAAUGGGAGUGCACGACGCGUCUGUCCCGAUGUUAUGGAAGAACGACAGAGCCCCCAAAAUACUCUCAAACCUCCCAAUGCAAACACGGACAUGUCAAAGCACAAUCGGGGUCGACGUCGUAUCAGAAAGGAACCGAUUGUUUGUUACAUUGAUAAAGUUAUGGAAGAUAUUGAAUUCGCCUAUGUGGAAGGAAAGUAUUCCGAAUGCGCCAGGAAAGCCGAAUGCUGUUUGAACACAAUGAACAGCUAUACAAUAGAUGAUAUUCCAAAUGUGAUGUCGCUUACUGCCAAGAUUUACUCAUACAUAGGAAACGCUGCCAUUGAGAUGAGGGAUUACGUCACUGGUCUGGAAUACCACCAAAGAGAUCUCGAAAUCGGUGAAAAAAGUAACGAUUCGGAGGCCAUAUCACGUGCCCUAGGAAAUCUAGGAAGAAUCUACGUGUUCCAAAGCAAGCACCAGAAGGCGCUGGAUGUAUUUUCCCGGAAGAUACAGCUGUGUACCACUCGUGUUGAGUCCGCAUGGUUGUACCACGAAAUUGGAAACUGCUUCCUGGUUUUGGGUCAGUAUGAGUACGCUCGCGAGGCGGCACGACGAUCAGUCGAGGCGGCAGAAGAAGCACUUGACUGGAACUACCAACUUCAAAGCUCGGUCCUACUAGGGGUCGUGGAAGUGAAACUACGCCAUUACCACGCCGCCUUUAACACUUUCGAAAGAGCCAUGGAUCAGGCUAGAAUGCAAGGUGACAACAAAGCAGAAGCUGCCAUUCGAGAUGCUCUGAACGAUGUAAAUGACAAGAUCGUUGAGGAACUGAAAACGAGGUCAAGGUCACAGGCCGACUUCACAAGAUCAAGAGCAGAUUAUGCUAAAUCUCGAGCAGAGUGGUCCGACUAUUCCAGUAUAUAUAUUCCAGAAGACGACGGUGACGUAUCAUUGACCGAAACCGGAUAUGACACAGAAAACUUACAACUUGAACUUGACCGUCUUAGGAGUGACCUUGACACCGCGAUGUUUGGAUCGAUUGCACAAUUGCAAGAUGGCGGCAGAAGAUCUGGAGGUCGUGUGUCUUCAGAACUAAGAAAAUCCUUGCAAAAUUUACAGAUGUCUGGACGCAAUUCUGUCACAAACUCUGUCAUUAGGUGUAGCACAGCCAUGGGAUAA